This is a messenger RNA of Cephus cinctus (wheat stem sawfly), 2817 nucleotides long. Its product is annotated as ribosome biogenesis protein BOP1 homolog. NCBI's taxonomy places the organism in Eukaryota, Metazoa, Arthropoda, Insecta, Hymenoptera, Cephidae. The record is from RefSeq and is a predicted model, not a curated record. Gene Ontology annotation, biological process: ribosome biogenesis; maturation of LSU-rRNA from tricistronic rRNA transcript (SSU-rRNA, 5.8S rRNA, LSU-rRNA). Gene Ontology annotation, molecular function: protein binding; ribonucleoprotein complex binding. Gene Ontology annotation, cellular component: preribosome, large subunit precursor; PeBoW complex. Bases 115 to 2703 code for a protein of 862 amino acids. The transcript is spliced from 8 exons.
AUUGGAGGGGUCAGCCAUAAGGAAAGGAAGGUAGGUUACAGCAGGUUACACGUGUAGUUCUUAACCUCAAAUUGCUUCAAGCCGAUGCGCGUGUUUUCUCAAUGAAGUGAAGUGAUGGGUGCUCCAAAGAAAGCUUUAAAAAGAAAGCAGGGAAUAUCAAAACUCAAACCAGAUGCUGAAAGUAGUAAAAAUGAAGAAAGUAAUUCCGAUAACGCUGUGGAUUUUGGUACAGAAGAUUUAUUAGCGGCCGAGUUAAAUGGUGAUGGCGACAGUACUGAUGAAGAAAUUGAAGAGAAUGAAGUUCCUGAUUCUGAUGCAGAACAAGAUCCUACGAUUUUUGAUUCAGAUGAUCCUGAUGAGAGUUUAAUCGAAUUUGAAACUGGAUCUGAAGACAAUGAUUCUGAAGAGUUAGAAUUUGAAGAGGACGAUGAUGUUGAUGACGAUGAUGAUGAAGAGGAAGAGGAGGAUGAGGAUGAGGAUGAAAACGAAGAAGAAGAACAUGAAAAUUCCGAAUCAGAGGGCAAUACUCCGCCACCAAAAACUAACAAUAAAUCAUUAAUAAAAUCUAGCAUAGGAAAGGAAGAUAGCUCAAAUAAUUCCUUUUCAAGGAGGGAUAAUACAGUACUUGAUAAGAUGACAGAAAGACAACAUAAGUCAAAGAAUCAGAUAGAGCAAAAAUCAAGCAAUAUGAGAAAUACGAGCAGGCAAAAGAACUCACAGAAAUCAGUAAAUACAAAAAUCAGUUCUAUUAAACCACAUAUUACUAACUUAUCCUCAGGUGCCGAUGAGUAUGAAAAUGACACCUCCGAUGAAGAAGAUAUUCGUAAUACUGUUGGUAAUAUACCAAUGAAGUGGUAUGAUGAAUAUCCUCACAUUGGAUAUGAUUGGGAUGGUAAAAAAAUUUUAAAACCACAAAAGGGAGAUCAGUUGGAUAAUUUCCUCAAAAGAAUGGAAGAUCCUGAUUUUUGGAGGACUAUUAAAGACCCCCAGACAGGACAAGAUGUUAUUUUAAGUGAAGCAGAUAUUGACUUGAUUACAAGGAUUCAAAAACAAAAAAUUCCAGACGCUCAAUUUGAUGAAUAUGCACCUUGGGUGGAAUGGUUUACAUCUGAAGUAAUGAAAAUGCCUCUUCGCAAAUUCCCAGAACACAAGCGUUCGUUUUUACCAUCAAAAGUGGAAGCUAAAAAAGUUUCAAAAUUAGUUCAUGCUCUUAAAAUGGGUUGGAUAAAAUCUACUGCAGAAUUGGAAAAGGAAAGAGCACAAAAGAACAAAGAUCCACAAUUUUAUAUGCUUUGGCAGACAGACGAUCAACCUGAAGAAAUGCGCAGAAUUCACAAACAUAUACCAGCUCCAAAAAGACAUCUUCCAGGUCACGCGGAAAGUUAUAAUCCACCACCAGAGUACUUGUUUGACAGUAAAGAACUGAAACAAUGGAACAAAUUAAAAUCCACACCAUGGAAAAGGAAAUUACAUUUUGUUCCACAAAAAUUUAACUCUUUAAGAGAUGUACCUGCCUAUCCUAGAUACAUUAAGGAGAGAUUCCAGAGGUGUCUAGAUUUGUAUCUUUGCCCCAGAGCAUUGAAAAUGAGAUUAACUAUCGACCCAGAGGUAUUAGUACCGCAGUUACCUAGUCCUAAAGAUUUACAGCCAUUCCCAACCAUAAUGUCCAUGGUAUUUAAAGGCCAUACCGAUAUGGUUAGGAGUAUCACUGCUGAAGCAAAGGGUCAAUUUAUAGCAUCCGGUGGUGAUGAUAUGACUUUGAAAAUAUGGGAAGUGGCAACUGGUAGAUGUCUAAAAACUGUGCCAUGCGGUGGUAUCAUAAGAAGUGUUGCAUGGUGUCCUAACCAAGCUAUAUCUCUUAUUGCUGUGGCAGCUGAUAAAAAGGUGCUCUUGAUAAAUCCUGGAGUUGGUGAUCACUUGAUCACGAGUAAAACAGAUCAACUUUUAGAAAUAAUACCACAAAGUGACGUUAUUGUAAAUGAAAGAGUAAAAGCAGCAGUCCAAUGGGAACAAACGGAGGGUGAAAACUGGCAGAAAGGAAUUCGUGGGAUACUAAAUCAUUUCCAAAAUGUCAAACAAGUAACGUGGCAUGGCAAGGGAGACUAUUUCGCCACAGUUAUGCCAGAAGGUCAAAAUAGAUCUGUCUUAAUAAAUCAAUUAUCAAAAAGACGGUCUCAGAUACCAUUCAGUAGAUCUAAAGGUCUCAUACAAUGUGUUCUGUUCCAUCCUAUACGACCAUUCUUAUUUGUUGCAACACAAAGGAACGUACGAGUGUACGAUUUGAUGAAGCAGGAAAUGGUGAAAAAAUUACUCUCAAAUUCACAAUGGAUAUCAACAAUGGCUAUACAUCCUGGUGGUGAUAAUAUUCUGGUCGGCACCUAUGAUCGUAAAAUGCUUUGGUUUGAUUUGGACUUGAGUACAAAACCGUACCAGACAUUACGUUUACAUGGAACAGGUGUUCGUGGUGUCGCUUUUCACAAACGUUAUCCAUUAUUUGCAUCUGGAGCUGAUGACAGAGGACUUAUCAUUUCUCACGGAAUGGUCUACAAUGAUCUGUUACAAAAUCCAUUGAUCGUGCCCCUGAAGAGAUUGUGUAAUCACGAAUCAUACAAUGAUUUUGGAAUAUUGGACGUCAUGUUUCAUCCAAUUCAGCCAUGGGUAUUCUCCGCUGGAGCAGAUGCUACUAUACGAAUGUAUACCUAAUUACGGUCAAUCAUUAUUACUUCUUAUGUAGAAGCGUAUUGUGUUAUUCCUGAUAAUAUAAUUGUAAUUGGUAUUAUUCACGCUCCACCAAUUACAUUGAUCAAUCUUUAUUUC